This is a messenger RNA of Leptopilina boulardi, 8514 nucleotides long. RefSeq names its product kinesin-like protein unc-104 (gene unc-104). The transcript has 29 exons. The record is from RefSeq and is a predicted model, not a curated record. Gene Ontology annotation, molecular function: plus-end-directed microtubule motor activity; ATP hydrolysis activity; ATP binding. NCBI's taxonomy places the organism in Eukaryota, Metazoa, Arthropoda, Insecta, Hymenoptera, Figitidae. Gene Ontology annotation, biological process: cytoskeleton-dependent intracellular transport; vesicle-mediated transport; microtubule-based movement. Bases 340 to 5604 code for a protein of 1754 amino acids. Gene Ontology annotation, cellular component: microtubule; kinesin complex.
AAGCUUACAUUUCAGUGCUGCCGACGGUGUGCUCUCGGUUACAGAGGGCGGAUGUAUAUGUAAAAAAGAAAAAAAAUAAUAAUGGCAGCUAACAUGAUUUGGUACACAGUCAAGGGUUUUUAUUCAGACAGUGUUUUGACAUAACAGUGCGCGACAAAAAAAAAAAAAAAAAAAGUGUCACUACUCUUUGUUUGUUAUUGUUAAGUGCAGUGUUGUUAAGGAUUUUCCACUUUUUUAGAGAAAAAAAAAACCCUCCCCCAAGAACCCUUCUUAACAAUCAAGUGAGUGAUUGAAAAAAAAGAUUUCAGUAUAGUGGAUUAAAAAAAAAGAAAAAAGAAGAUGUCGUCGGUGAAGGUGGCGGUGCGGGUUCGUCCCUUCAAUAACCGAGAGAUAUGCCGCGAAGCACAAUGUAUUAUCGACAUGAAUGGAAAUACCACUUCCAUAACAAAUCCAAAAGCACCACCAGGAACUAAAGAUGCGAUUAAAAGUUUUAAUUAUGAUUAUUCUUACUUCUCUAUGGACUCAAACGAUGUUGAUAAUUAUUCAUCACAAAUUAUGGUCUACAAAGAUAUUGGAGAAGAAAUGUUGGAACACGCUUUUGAAGGUUACAAUGUUUGUAUAUUCGCCUACGGUCAAACUGGAGCUGGUAAAUCAUAUACAAUGAUGGGGAAACAAGAGGAGGGACAAGAGGGAAUAAUACCACAAAUUUGUAAAGAUCUUUUUGGAAAAAUCACAUCAAAUUCAAAUGAACAAUUAAAAUAUUCAGUUGAAGUGAGUUAUAUGGAAAUUUAUUGCGAGAGAGUUCGAGAUCUUCUUAAUCCAAAGAAUAAAGGUAAUCUCCGAGUUAGGGAACAUCCCCUAUUGGGUCCCUACGUUGAGGAUCUUUCUAAAUUGGCUGUGAUGUCCUAUCAAGACAUUCAUGAUCUCAUCGACGAAGGAAAUAAAGCCAGAACUGUUGCGGCUACAAAUAUGAAUGAGACCUCAAGUAGGUCACACGCUGUCUUCACAAUUUUCUUCACACAACAGAAACAAGAUUCCAUCACGGGAUUAAUAACAGAAAAAGUCAGUAAAAUUUCUCUUGUGGAUUUAGCUGGUUCAGAAAGAGCUGAUUCGACAGGAGCAAAAGGAACGAGAUUAAAGGAAGGUGCAAACAUCAAUAAAAGUUUGACAACACUUGGAAAAGUCAUUAGUGCACUUGCUGAAAUUGCUACAAAAAAGAAGAAGAAAGCUGAUUUUAUUCCGUAUAGAGAUUCUGUAUUAACGUGGCUCCUUCGUGAAAAUUUGGGUGGUAAUUCGAAAACGGCAAUGAUUGCUGCAAUUAGUCCCGCUGAUAUUAAUUAUGACGAGACACUUUCAACUCUAAGAUACGCAGACAGAGCGAAACAAAUUGUUUGCAAGGCUGUUGUCAACGAGGAUGCAAAUGCCAAACUCAUCAGAGAACUCAAGGAGGAAAUUCAAAAACUUCGAGAGCUUCUCAAACAAGAAGGCAUCGAUUAUCAUGAGGGUGAUGAAAUUAUUAGGUCGAAACGAGAGGGAGACACGAAGGAAUCACGACAAAGGAUUCCGUCUCAUCCAACAUCGACACUUGCCGAAGAAGCUGUUGAACAAUUGCAAGCUUCGGAAAAACUCAUAGCUGAACUGAAUGAGACAUGGGAGGAGAAACUAAAACGAACAGAAGCAAUUCGCUUGCAACGUGAAGCAGUAUUCGCUGAAAUGGGCGUCGCAGUAAAAGAAGACGGUGUAACGGUUGGUGUAUUUUCACCAAAGAAAACACCGCAUUUGGUGAAUUUAAAUGAGGAUCCAUCGAUGUCUGAAUGUUUGAUUUAUUAUAUCAAGGAUGGCUUCACAAGAGUUGGAAGUGCUGAGGCAAAUAUUCCACAAGAUAUUCAACUUUGUGGUCCACACAUACUCAGCGAGCAUUGUGUUUUCGAAAGUCACGAAGGAAUUGUCACUUUAAUACCAAGAAAAGGUGCUCUAAUUUACGUUAAUGGCCGUGAGGUCACGGAAUCCAUAAUUUUGAAAACUGGCUCACGUGUUAUUCUUGGAAAAAAUCAUGUCUUUAGAUUUAAUCAUCCCGAUCAAGUUCGUGAACGUCGUGAAAAAAGUUCACCGGCAGAAACACCAGGAAAUGGCGAAACUGUUGACUGGAAUUUUGCACAAAUUGAACUUCUUGAGAAACAAGGUAUUGAUCUUAAAGUUGAAAUGGAAAAGCGAUUGCUUGUUCUUGAGGAGCAAUUUCGUAAGGAAAAAGAAGAGGCAGAUCAACUUUUUGAAGAGCAAAGAAAGAAUUAUGAAGCUAGAAUUGACGCUUUACAGAAACAAGUUGAAGAACAAAGUAUGACAAUGUCAAUGUAUAGUAGCUAUACACCCGAGGACUUUAAUAAUAUUGAGGAAGAUAUUUUUGUCAACCCAUUGUUUGACGCAGAGAGCAACUGGGGAGAACGGGAAUUUCAGUUGGCAGCAUGGGCAUUUCGUAAAUGGAAAUAUCAUCAAUUUACAAGUCUUCGUGACGAUUUAUGGGGCAAUGCUAUUUUCCUAAAGGAGGCAAAUGCAAUUUCUGUUGAACUUAAGAAAAAAGUUCAAUUUCAAUUUACACUUCUCACUGACACUCUAUAUUCGCCACUUCCGCCUGAUCUUUUGCCAACGAUAGAAGAUGAGGAAGAAGAUGAGAGACCAUUUCCGAGAACAAUUGUUGCAAUUGAAGUUCAAGACACGAAAAAUGGAGCCACUCAUUAUUGGACAUUGGAUAAACUUAGACAACGCUUGGAACUGAUGCGACAUAUUUACAAUGAAGAUUUGAGUCUCAGCACUCUGGAGGUCAAAGAGGAUAUUUUCCAUUGUCUUAUGGUUCAAUCUUGUCAGAAGUUAUCGUUCGCAAAUCUUUUGCCUUCGAGACAGCGACUAGAAUUAAUGAGAGAGAUGUAUCACAAUGAAGCUGAAUUGUCACCAACAUCACCAGAUUAUAAUAUCGAAACAAUAACUGGUGGCGAUCCAUUUUACGAUCGUUUCCCUUGGUUCCGUAUGGUUGGAAGAUCGUUUGUGUACCUAAGCAAUUUGAUGUAUCCGGUGCCAUUAAUUCAUAAAGUGGCAAUUGUCAAUGAAAAAGGUGAUGUUAAGGGCUAUUUACGAGUUGCAGUUCAAGCCGUCGUGGAAGAGGAAAACAGUGAAUAUUCAAGUGGUGUUCGACAAUCGGCACGAAUUUCAUUUGAAGAUGAUUUAUUUGGUGGUCAUAAGCAUAGUAAACGUAAUACAUUAUUGGCGCAGACACUUGAAAAAAAUCAACAAAUUCUUCUUCAAGAAGAGAGAGUUGUUGAGGGACAAACAGAACAAAAGGAUAUGAAAGACGAUGAGGAAGUUGGCGAUGCUGAUAGUGGCCGUGGCGAUAGUUCAGUGUCAAGUGAUAUGAAAGAAGAAGAUCUUCCCGAUCAUCUUCAGCCUGGUGUUGAAUUUACAUUUAGAGUCACAGUUCUACAGGCAAUGGGCAUAUCAACUGAAUACGCUGAUAUAUUUUGCCAAUUCAACUUUUUACAUCGGCACGAUGAAGCCUUUUCGACGGAACCUGUUAAAAAUACUGGCAAGGGAAAUCCACCCGGAUUUUAUCAUGUUCAGAAUAUAACGGUAACGGUGACUAAAUCCUUUUUGGAGUACUUGAAAACUCAACCAAUUGUUUUUGAAGUCUUUGGACACUAUCAACAGCAUCCUUUGCAUAAAGAUGCUAAACUCGAUUACGUGAGACAACCACCGAAACGAAUGUUACCACCUUCAAUUCCAAUAAGUCAACCUGUACGAUCACCUAAAUUUGGAAGUGUAUUACCAUCGCCGAGUACAUCUCAUGUUCAUGCAAAAUACGAUGUUCUUGUUUGGUUUGAAAUUUGUGAAUUGGCACCAAAUGGAGAAUAUGUACCAUCAGUUGUUGAUCAUAGUGAUGAUUUACCAUGUCGUGGUUUAUUUUUAUUACAUCAGGGAAUUCAACGACGAAUUCGAAUAACAAUUGUUCAUGAGCAUGCAACGGAAUUAAGAUGGAAAGACGUGAGGGAAUUGGUUGUUGGACGUAUUAGAAAUACACCAGAGCCAGAGGAAGAGGAUAAUGAUUCGUCUGUAUUGUCACUUGGAUUAUUCCCUGGUGAAUAUCUUGAGAUACCAGGCGAUGACAGAUGUAUGUUUAGAUUUGAAGCUGCAUGGGAUAGUUCACUUCAUAAUUCUGCAUUGCUCAAUCGAGUUACUUCCUAUGGUGAACAAAUUUUCAUGACAAUCUCUGCAUAUUUGGAGUUGGAGAAUUGUGGAAGACCAGCGAUAAUAACAAAAGAUUUAAGUAUGAUAAUUUAUGGACGAGAUGCAAGAGUUGGUCCUCGUUCAUUGAAACAUUUAUUCAGUGGCAGUUAUCGUAAUCAGGAAGCAAAUCGAUUGAGCGGUGUUUAUGAAUUGGUACUUCGUCGUGCAUCAGAAGCAGGAGUGCAAAGGCGACAACGUCGUGUUUUAGAUACAAGUUCCACGUAUGUGAGAGGUGAAGAAAAUCUCCAUGGCUGGCGACCACGUGGUGAUAGUUUAAUAUUCGAUCAUCAAUGGGAAUUGGAAAAAUUGACAAGACUCGAGGAAGUGGAAAAAGUUAGACAUACACUUCUUUUGCGAGAAAAACUUGGCAUUGAUAAAGUGCCAUUUUGCAAUAAAACAAUGCACGAUUUUACUAAAAGUGAAAAGGAGGUGUGUAAUAUGGUGGCAAAAGCAACAAAUGAAUCACACGCGAGCCCAGUGAAAUUGAAAAAAUCGACAAGUAAAGAUGUAUACGAACCAUGGGAAAUGACAGAAAGAGAACGUGAAUUGGCAACAAAAUAUGUGAAAUUAAUUCAGGGAAGAAUUCCAAAUAAAGAACCAAUUGUCCUUACUGAUGUAUCACCUGGUGAAGAUACAAUUACUGAUCUUUCAACUUCAAUGAUGUCGUCGGUUAUUUCAUCAUCAUCACAAGAGUCAGUAUAUUCGCGAAAUGAUUUUUCGCAGCCAACAGGAAUGAUUGUGAAGAGCAGUUCUAAGUCAUGCAUCUUUAGGUUGAGUUCGCCGGAAAGAGCGAGACUUCAGGAAUUACAAGAGAGUAUAUUGUCAGGUGAGGCUGCCAAUCAGAUGAAUAAUAUUGCACCAGCUCCACUUGGUUCAACUUCACCGCUCAAAGAAAGUCUCGUUCUUUAUGUUCCUGAAGUUGAAGAAAUUCGCAUUAGUCCCGUUAUUGCAAGAAAGGGUUAUUUAAAUGUUUUGGAGCACAAAACAAAUGGAUGGAAGAAACGAUGGGUGGCCGUUCGUAGACCCUACGUAUUUAUUUUUAGAGAGGAAAAAGAUCCUGUUGAGAGGGCUUUGAUUAAUUUAGCAACUGCACAGGUUGAAUAUUCAGAGGAUCAAUUAGCAAUGGUCAAAGUACCGAAUACUUUCAGCGUUGUGACAAAACAUCGAGGUUACCUUUUACAAACUUUAGGUGAUAAGGAAGUUUAUGACUGGCUUUAUGCAAUCAAUCCACUUCUGGCAGGACAAAUUAGGUCAAAGUCAGCUCGUAAAAUACCAGGUCCAAAUGUAACACCGAUAACAGUAACGCCUGAAUUUCAAGCGCCAACAAAGUGAAUAUCCAAUUCGCUAGCCGAGGUGAUGAAUGCAGUUAUCCAAUAUCCUCGAAAAUAAUAUAUACUACAUCGGUCUCACUCUGCCCUCUCGAAUCACAGACCUUUUAUAGCUUUCGAUUUUCAGUGAAAAAAUUUCGAAUUUCGAAAGUGUAUGUAUUUCAAAAAAAAAAAAAAAGGGGGACUUUUUUGACCUUCUACGAGAAUGUUUUAAAAUCGAAAAGCUUUUUUUUUGUGACAUCAAAAAAAAAAAUGUGGCAACUUUAAAAAAGUAUUAAAAUUAAAUCUAUUCUCUGGGCAUUCUUUUGAAAAAUAAAAGAAAUGAUUCACAGAGAAUGACGAGAUUUGCACAAAAAAGAUUUAAUAUUCUAGUCAGUUUUUUUUUUCAUUUUUUAUUUUGAGGGUGUGUGUCGAUCACACACUACGGUGAGAUUGUAUGUUUGCAGAUUGUUGAACAAUGUGUACACGUAAUAAAUAUAUAUUUAAAAGGGGAAAAAAGAACUUGAAAGGAUUUGUCAAAAAAUUUUUUCAAGAAUUCAAAUUAUGUGAAAAAUUUUUUUAUUGACAUUUCCUUUGAAGAAUUUUUUUUUUAUCUGAUAUUUAAAAAGAAGAGAAAACAAAAGCUACAUUAUGCCUAAUCAACACGCAUUCCUACACGAUGCACGUUUGUUAUGCGUUUUUCAUUUUUUUUUUUAGAAAUAAAUUUUAUUUAUUGUCAUCGAGGCUGCAUCGCAAAAGUACGCUUAUAAUAUAAAUCUUUUUUAAAAUCUCCCAAAAAGAAAGGAAAACAUUUUCGGUUAUUAAAUUUUUUCAACGUUGGUAUAGACCAAUUGUAUUUACUAAGGCACAAAAAAAUUGGCAGAGUGAUUGAAGAAUGCGGGAGUGAAUGUGCAAACACAUUUAUAUAAAGUGUCUCGUCAUGGCUAGCGAGUACAUUCGAUUUUUAUUUAUUUAUUUAUUUUCUUAAAAAGUACUUAUGAAUUUAGAAAAAUUAUUUAUUGGGAAAAGUGCAAUGAUAGACAAUUUUUUUAAGAAAAAAAAAAAUUCAUUGAUUUCUCAAAAAAAAUUAUACUCAAAAAUUCAUAUAUAGAAAGUAGUAAAUGUUAAUUAAGAAAUUUUCUGUUUGAAAAUUUUUUUUUUUUUUUUUGAACUCGCAGAAGCAGAACGGCCUUUUAGCAAAUUUGUUUAUUAUUUAUUUAUUUUUGUUCUCGAUCUGUACAUAAAAAAUCCCUUUUGUUAAAAAAAAAAAAAAUGCUCAUUUUCAUAUAUACGAAUUGUUUUAAAAAGUUCCGAGCAUUUUUUCUGUCCUCCCCUUCAUCUUUGUACAAAUAGUUUACAAAAUACGAUUAUAUAUUAUUUAAAAUUGACGUAUUUAAUUUAUCAAUGAGACGCAUGAAUUUUAUUCAAAAUUCAUUUUUUAUUUUGUUUUUAUUAAAUUUUAUUAUUAAAAUUCGAAAAAUUGAUUUUAAUUUUUUUUUUUUUUUUUAUAUAAAAAAAUGAAUUUUGAAAAAUGUUUAUGCGCCUCCGUGAAUGUACAUACGCAAUAACGCAAUGAGAAUGGGAGUAAAAGAAAUCGCGCGAAUGUAAUUAUAUAUCUGAUUGUAAUGCAAAUUAUUAUAUAUUAUGAUCCUGUUUAUUAGACACGCGCGUACACAUAUUAUAUGCAUUCGCCGCACCUUUAGAAAAAAAAAAAAAAAAUGAAAAAAAAAAAAAAAAAAAAAUGUGCGACUAAAAUGCUCGGUUCUCAUUUUUUUAGUAGAUAUUUUUGAUAUUUAGAAAAUAAUCAUUUGCAGCGAGUGUUUACAAGGUAGAAAUUAAGCGUGCGACUAUUUUGAAAAUCGCCGCAUUAUAAUACCCGUUGCCUCAUAUCUUUAUUCACGAAUCUCACUAUAAUAAUAUAAAUAUGAAAAAUUAUCCUUUAUACACAAGUUGAUUGACAUAAUUUUAAAAAAAUUUUUAUUUUUGAAAAUAAUUUUCCUUUUUUCUUUUAUCACAUUGAUAUUAAUUCUCUUGAAAUUUCUCAAGAAAAUAAUUUUUCAUUUUAUCUCAUAUAAACAUGACAUUUUUGAACAAUUAAUUUGAUAAUUUAAUUUUUCUCCUAAUUGAAAUGAAAAAUUGAUUGUUCAAAAGAAUUUAUUUUACAUUUGCAAAUUUAUAUACAUGUGAUUUCAAUCUUGCGAGAAGCUUUUACAUGGAAGCUUAAUGUGUAUUAUAAAAAAAAAAAAACUAAAAAAAAAAAUUCUAUAAAAUUCGUUUUUGAGAAAAAUAAAACGAAUAAAGAAAUUGUGUUAUCACAUUUUUGCUUGCUGACUGUUGUAGCGAAUUAAAUAGUUUUAUUUUGUUAAAAAAAAUUCGACGUGUAACGAUUAUAAUCUCUAAACUGUAUUGAUAUAUUUAAGAUCUCUAUUGAUAAUAAAUGUUAAGGCUAUUGAGAAAAGGGGAAGAAAAAAAAAAUCGAGGAUUUGAAAAACGGAGAGUUUUUAGUAUAUAGAGGCAAUUAAUGAUAAAUAUGAGAAGAAAGUCUAUAUACGCGGGACACGCGAAUUCGUUAGUUUGGAGAAAAGAAAAAAAAAGAAAGGAAAAUAGGAUCACUUAUAUAAAUAAAAAAUAGUUAUAUAUUAUAUAUAAUAUAUAUAUUAUAUAUAAAUAUAUGAAAAAUCGAUUUAUUAACUAAACUAAUUAAUGAGAAUGACGACAGAAAAAAAAAAUGAUGUACUACAUAAGUUCGUGUAUUUAUUUAAAAUAAUAAUAAAUAAUAACUAAAAAUCACAUCCUAAAAAAAAAAUUUACGUUCGAUCAUUAUCGAGGCAAUUUUAUGCUCUAAAAGUCUAUUACACUUACACUUUAAAACUCUUGUAAGUGGUAUCAUGUAAUAAAUCGAUCAAUAAAAGCUUACGUGCUUAAAUUGAAGAAA